UCUUUCUCCAGCCCCCUUCCUCCCUCACAACCGACAAGUCAUCACUCAGCCAUCAACGUCUCGAUCUUGUGCAUUUUCGGCUCACCCCUUUGGCCAUGGGGUGGUAUCUUGGCCGGGUUCUCGGCAUCCACUAGUUCAUGGACAGGCGACCAUCAUAGGCCUCAAGCUCUUUCUUCCUCGCAUUCUAUUUCAUUAUUUCAGCUCCCUCGUCCAUUUACUGCGCUUGCUUUGCGUUCCUGCACUGCAUAUGGCCUGAACACCCCGCCCAAGGUCGGGUUGACCAACGAAGCGAUUCAACCAUUUUCGAUUUUUUUUUCUUUCUUUUUUUUCUCUCCCUCCUUUCCGUUCUCUCACGCACAACCAACCGGUUCCCUUUCUACACUUGGAGACACAUCGAACCGUCCCUCACCCAAGGACUACAUUCACCCUCCUGGUGAGACGGUCAACCGUACCAUCAUGGCCCUCACAGAGACCAUCACCAUCAUUAAUAACUCCGGGAAAAUCAUCAGUACCGGCAGGGAACUCCUCGGCGUCUUCAAAGAAGCCAAAGCCUCUUACCAGGCCAAAAAAGCUGCCAUCCGGGCCGAUCGCGCUUUUCUCCAGCGCUCCCAGACUUUCGAUGCCCACGCACCUCCCGCCGUUGAUGUCGCCUACCAACGCCCCGUCCCUCAAGGCCUCGCCCGCCAGUACUACGACGACAACUACGCCCAACCAUUCGACGAUGCUCGCUCGCAAGUUUCCCACCGGUCCUAUCAGUCCUAUCGGUCCCACCGGUCCGCCCGUACCGCCUUGACCGCCGACAACCUCCGUUCUCACUCCGAAGUCGCCUCUGUCCCUCCCUCACGUGGGCCCCCGCCGGCUUACCACUCACCCUACGCCGAGACCGCCCCUCGCGACAUGACUUUGAGCCGUCCGACCCUGCACCACACCCAUCUCGCAACCCCUUCGGUCGCCAUGCCUUCUGCUCACCCCCGUCAUCCUCACCCUCCCCCGCCAGGACCCGGUCAUCUCGUCAGGAGUGCCACCUUCGACGUCGCCGACAGGCCCCGCAAAGUCAAGGAAAUCGACAUGAACCUAGCCUACGGCAACGUGCCCCCGGAUCUCGCGACCCGCGUCGACCUCGACCCGGCCUACCAGGGCAAGACGAGGGAAGUCGAGGCCAAAGGUCUCAUCCAGCACGUGGAACACAUCCUCGACGAGACCCAGUGCGUCGGCCAUUCCGCCACCGCCACCAUCAAGCGCCUCCAGGACGACCCCAAGGCCGCCGCCGCCGUCGCCCUCUCGCUCGCCGAGCUCAGCAAGCUGGUCGGCAGUAUGAGCCCGGCCUUCCUGGGCGCGCUCAAGGGCGGUUCGCCCGCCGUCUUUGCCCUGUUGGCGUCUCCCCAGUUCCUCAUCGCCGCCGGUGUCACUGUUGGCGUCACUGUCGUCAUGUUUGGGGGGUGGAAGAUCGUGAAGCAGGUUAAGGAGAGGAAGGCUCUCCAGGCAGCGGCGGCGGCCAAUGCUAUCGCUUAUCCGCAGAUCAUGCCGGGGAUGCCCGUGCCGGAGGCGGGGUACCCGAUGGGACAGUUGCAACCGCAGCAGCAGCAACCGUACGGAUACCCGGAGACGAUGGUGGCACCCGACGGCGCGUACCCCCGCGGCUACGCACAAGAAGGCUACGAGCCAGGGUAUGAACAAGGUUAUGGAGAGGUCUACCCAGAAGGCUACACCGUCGAGGGAGGCGACCAGGAAGGAUUUGACGAGGCCGUCGUGUUGGAAGAGCAGUUAAGCACCAUCGAGACGUGGCGACGCGGCAUCGAGCCGCUGGGCGACGGAGAGAUCGCCGACAUGGAGCUGAUCAGCCCCGAGGCCGAGCGGGCCGUGAGGAAGCAGCGGCGGCAGGAGGAUCGUGAGAGGCGGGGAGACCACGCCCAUGAUGACGACGCCGACGACGCCGAGUCCCGAUCGGGACGGACGGAGACGAGUUCCAGGACGCACCGGAGCCAUAGGUCCCACAGGUCGCACAAGACGCAUCAUAGCCGGCGGGAUAGGGAUCGCGAGUCGGAAGACCGGGACCGAGACCGGGACCGAGAUAGGGAGCGAGAGCGAGACCGUGAGAGGGACCGGGACGGGGACAGCCUGGCGGGCAGCCACCGCAGCCACAGGAGUCACCGGUCGAAGCGGUCGGCGCGGCCUAGCACGCUGGCCAUCGAGGAAGGUCGGGAGGACGAUAUGAAUACGGGCUUGGAGGCCGUGUUGCGGCCGAAGAAGGAGAACAUGCUCAAGUCGCUGUUUAAGAAGAAGGAUAAGGGGGAUCGUGGGAAGGAGGAUAGGGUGUCGGCCGUUGUUUUCUGAGCCAAGGCAAUGUUAGACUGUUUGGCUUUUGUAUGGAACCCAACCCUGCCUGCCGAACGGUUAAUUGGGCAUCUCACCGCAGAGGAGCGGCUUCUUUAUGGAAACAUGAACCCUACUCUAGAGAUAGGAAACUCAAGAGACUACCUCUGGUAACAACCCCACACCCAACCAACUCAGGAGCAGAGUCGAUACGGUGGAUAACUUGGCAAAGACGCCGAUAGUCCAAGGUCAACUAAGGAUGAUCCCACGAAAAGGAGUAGCGAUGAAUUAUCAAGGAUGAGUUGUAUAUCUGUGUUGCAUACUCUAAGUCUAUAUGCAUCGAACGAAGGUAGAAGCAAGGAAAGAUGGUCUAUCUAGUACAAAAAUCUAAGACGAUGAAAGAU
Molecule: messenger RNA, 2717 nt
Organism: Sodiomyces alkalinus F11
Lineage: Eukaryota; Fungi; Ascomycota; Sordariomycetes; Glomerellales; Plectosphaerellaceae
Exons: 2
Coding region: 457-2334 (625 amino acids)
Source: RefSeq, a predicted model, not a curated record